AUGCAUUUGCGACUCUUUGCCAUUGUGAUGUCCUUGCUAUGUGAGGUGAUCAAAAUGGGGUCUGGCGUCAUGCAGAAGCAAAGUGCUCAAAGAGAGACAUCAGACGACUGUCGGAGUUGUCUGGAGUGUUCCCGCGACAACGGCUGUGUGCGUUGCCCUGAGCGACUCUUCCUGUUCCUGCAGAGGGAGGGGAUGUCUCACCAUGGAACUUGUCUCCACGCCUGCCCCGCUGGACACUACGGACAGAGAGGGAAGGACAUCAACCGCUGCAUGAAGUGUCGCUCUUUGGACUGUGAGCAUUGCUUCAGCCGGGACUUCUGCACCAAAUGUAAGCCCGGCUUCCAGCUAUACAAAGGCAAGUGUCUGACCCGCUGCCCAGCAGGAACCUUCGCCCAUCAGACAGACUGCCUCGAGGACUGUCUCCUGGCUCCAUUGGGAGAGUGGAGCGAGUGGAGCGUCUGUCUCCGUAAUGGCGUCACCUGUGGCUUCAGAUGGGGCAGGCAGACUAGGACCCGGGGGGGCGGGCAGUCCGGGAGAACUCCUGAAGAGAAAGCAGCAUCACUUUGUCCAUCCCACAGUGAGACGCAGCGGUGCAGGAUGAAGAAAAAGUGCCCUACAGAAAGAAGAAAGAAUAAAAAAGGAGGACUUGGAAGGAAGAGGGAGAGAAAACGACAAUGGCUGCUGGCCAACGACAACGCUGGCAACUCGGCCAACGGAACAACAGACGGCGCCGGAGAGCACGAGGAUCCCCAAGGAUGAGACGGCCGCACAGCUCACCACCGCACCUGACACAUGUUGGAAUAUCAGUCAGCUGACGUCAGCAGGAGCUUUGUAAUCUGAGAGACAACUCAUUGUUUAUUUUGUUUCCAAUCAGACUGUGCAAUCUUUAUUAAAACGCGCUGCCAUUCAUUACAAUCUUGUUUACAGGGAAAAUAAACAAAUAAGUCGAUAUUAUGACUAAGAAAUUCUUACAAUGUGAUGCAUGUGACCAAUGAGUCAAAUUUCCCCACCCAAGAAAUGUUGGCAGUUGCCAAUAAAACAACUGUCCCUUCAUGAAUAAAUCCAGCAUUUAUCUAGAACAGUGAUACUGAAUUUACGGCUCGCAAGCCAAAUCUGGCCCCCGACAGGAUGCCGGGUGGUCCCCUAAACAUUUUCUAACGCACAAUAAAAAUAAUAUGAUUCAACUAUUUGUGUACUUUUAGU
Messenger RNA from Plectropomus leopardus (leopard coralgrouper), 1203 nucleotides. RefSeq names its product R-spondin 4 (gene rspo4). NCBI's taxonomy places the organism in Eukaryota, Metazoa, Chordata, Actinopteri, Perciformes, Serranidae. The record is from RefSeq and is a predicted model, not a curated record.